AUGUUGACAAACUUGUCAUUGUUUACUGCCAGUGCCUUCGGCGGCGCUAGCGCUCUUAUUUUGGCCCUUGUUAUUGCGAGACGCAGAGCAUCUUACAGUGGCUUACUGCCUUACCCUCCCGGCCCAAAGCCCCUCCCUGUGAUUGGCAAUGUCACACAUAUAAGUCUCACUGAACCUUGGUUGGUGUAUACAGCAUGGAAAAAGAUAUAUGGUAACUUGAUCCGUGUUCGAUUGAUGGGACAGGAAAUGGUUGUCAUCAACUCAGAGAAAACUGCACGCGCACUAUUGGAUCAACGAUCUGCUGUUUACUCAGACAGACCUAGUAUCCUUCCGGCCAGGAAAUUCUUUGGUAUCGAGUGGCUCACGGCCCUUUUGCCCUAUGGUGCAGAAUUGAGAUCCCAUAGAAAGCUGUUCCAUCAUGCAUUACAUGCAGAAUCAUCACUUCGCCAGCGUGAGAAUUACUUGCAUAGAGCUAGGUUCCUUCUUGCUAGCUUGCUGCACGACCCUGAGGGUUUUAAGGUACAUAUUCAGAGCUUUGUUGCAGCAAUCGCCAUGAGGAUUACGUAUGGAUACGUAGUGCAGUCAGAGAACGACCCAUAUGUUUCUGCCGUCUCGGAAUUAAACGCCCUUGCAAACAAGCUCACUCCCGAGAGAACAGCCGUUCUCUUAGCAUUUCCUUUUCUUGUACAUGUCCCUGCAUGGUUUCCGGGUGCGAAGUUGCAGCGUGAGGCGUUGUAUUCAAGGCAGUUAGCCCAAAAGGUGCUUGAUGCGCCUUUCGAGUUUACGAAAUCGCAGAUUGCAGCCGGAACUGCUUCACAAUCUUUGGUAUUCGAUUGCUUGAUGCAAAUAGACGAGGACAAUCAUGAAGCACAGGAGUCCGCAAUCAAGGCAACCGCGGCGACAGUCUUCAUAGGUGGAUACGAAACGACUUCUUCGACAUUGCAAGCAUUUAUUCUCGCCAUGACUCUCUACCCAAAAGUUCAGGCCAAAGCGCAAGCCGAAAUUGACACUGUCGUGGAUUCGACAAGGCUGCCAGGUUUCGAAGAUAGGCCUUCAUUGCCCUACGUCGAGGCUAUCCUUAGAGAAACGUUUAGAUGGAUGCCUGCAUUACCGCUAGGGCUUCCACAUGCUACGUUAAGUGAUGAUAUAUUUGAGGGAUACUUGAUUCCAAAGGGUGCAUGCGUAUCCCUCAAUAUCUGGUACACAAUGUUUUUUCCUUCUCGAAAAUAUCCCGAACCAGACGAAUUUAGACCUGAGAGGCACUUUGCCACGGACGGGUCACUGCUGUCGGAUUCGAUCUCGAACAACAUUGUGUUUGGCCUAGGCCGACGAAUUUGUCCAGGACGGUUUGUUGCGGAGUCGACUGUGUGGGCUGCCAUUGUUUCUAUUCUCGCAACUUUUCGUAUAGAGAAGGCGAAGGGCGUCGACGGCCGUGAUGUUGAUGUGGAGAAACGGUUUACAACCGGGCUGGCAAUGUUCGUCAAUGAUAUUGGCUUUUCCCUUUUGCUCAUCCAUAUUACAGACACCCUGUCCCUUUCCGUUGUGCAUUUAUAUGUCGUUCUGCGCAAAAGGAGAUGA
Messenger RNA from Suillus subalutaceus, 1578 nucleotides. RefSeq names its product cytochrome P450. The record is from RefSeq and is a predicted model, not a curated record. Gene Ontology annotation, molecular function: heme binding; iron ion binding; oxidoreductase activity, acting on paired donors, with incorporation or reduction of molecular oxygen. NCBI's taxonomy places the organism in Eukaryota, Fungi, Basidiomycota, Agaricomycetes, Boletales, Suillaceae. The transcript is spliced from 12 exons. The coding region runs from base 1 to 1578 and encodes 525 amino acids.